AUGACAAAUAUAAUAAAAUCUUUUAUAACUAGAAAUACAUAUUUAAAUAAAUUAUCACCAUCACCAUACCAAUUUAAUAAAUAUUAUUCAAAUUCAAUAUCAACACCACCAACACAUUCAUAUGAAAAAAAACAACAACCAAUUCAAAAUGUUGAUGAUAAAAAAUAUAUUUUAACAGAUAGAUUUAAUAGACAUCAUACUUAUUUAAGAAUAUCAUUAACAGAAAGAUGCAAUUUACGUUGUAAAUAUUGUAUGCCUGAAGAAGGAGUAAUGUUAUCACAAGCUGAUAAAAUUUUAACCACUGAUGAAAUUAUUAGAUUAUCAAAAUUAUUCGUAUCAGCAGGUGUAAAUAAAAUUAGAUUCACUGGUGGUGAACCAUUAGUUAGAAAAGAUGUUGAACCAUUAAUUGAAGAAGUUGGUAAAAUUAAAGGAUUACAAAAGAUUGGAAUAACAACAAAUGGAAUAUUAUUAAGUAGAAAAUUAGAUAGAUUACAUAAAGCUGGUGUGAAUUUAUUAAAUAUUAGUUUAGAUACAUUAAAUUCUGAUAAAUUCACAUUAAUUACAAGAAGAUUAGGUUGGGAUAGAGUUUUUCAAUCAAUUGAUAAUGCAUUAAAAUUAGAUAAUAUAAAAGUUAAAGUUAAUUGUGUAAUAAUGAAAGGUUUAAAUGAUAUGGAGAUUUGCGAUUUUGUUGAAAUGACAAGAGAUAAAUCAGUAGAAAUUAGGUUUAUUGAAUAUAUGCCAUUUGAUGGUAACCUUUGGAGUGAUAAAAAGUUUUUAUCAUAUACUGAUAUGAUUAAAAUUAUACAUGAAAAGUAUCCAACAUUUAAAAAGUAUACAAUUGAAGAAGAGGAACCAAAUAAUACAUCGAAAACAUAUCAUGUACCAGGUUUUAAAGGUAAAGUUGGUUUCAUUACAUCAAUGAGUGAACAUUUUUGUUCAUCUUGUAAUAGAUUAAGAAUUACUGCAGAUGGAAACCUAAAGGUUUGUCUCUUUGGUAAUACUGAGGUAAAUCUUAGAGAUAGAAUUAGAGAUGGUGCAUCCGAUCAACAAUUAUUAGAAAUAAUAAAUGCCGCUGUUUUAAAGAAAAAAGCUUCUCAUGCAGGUAUGUAUGAGAUUGCUCAAAAUAAAAAUAGACCAAUGAUUUUAAUUGGAGAAAAAUCUAAAAUUCAAAUAAAUUUUAAAAAUAAAUCAAUUAAACAAAAGAAAGAAGUGAAAAAUUAUUUAUUAAAAUUAAUAAAUUCUAGUUUUAUUAAUAGUAAUAAUAAUAAUAAUAAUAAUAAUAAUAAUAAUAAUAAUUCAAAAUUACAAUAUAUUCAACAAAGAAAUUAUUCAACCAAUAAAAAUAAUCAAAACCUGGAAAAUAAUGAAUUUUCACAUAUUACUAAAGAUGGUAAAUUGCCAACAAUGGUUGAUAUUUCCGAUAAAAUCAUUACAAAGAGAACUGCACAUGCACAGUCAAUAUUGGAAUUCCCAUCAAAUGUUUUAUCUCAAUUAUUAAAUUUAGAAAAAAAUAAUGAUAUUGAUAAUGAUAAUAACAUUUCAAAAAAUAAAGAAAUAGUUUCUAAAAAAGGACCAGUAUUUGCUACAUCAAUUGUUGCAGGUACAAUGGCUGUAAAGAAUACUUCAAAUUUAAUACCAUUUUGUCAUCCAAUACCAAUUGAGUCAUGUAAAAUAGAAAUAACAAUAAUAGAUUCAACAAGUGUAAAAGUAGAUUGUAUAGUUUCAAUGAGUGGUAAAACUGGUGUUGAAAUGGAGGCAUUAACAGGUGCUACUAUUACUAGUUUAACAAUUUAUGACAUGUGCAAAGCACUUUCAAAAGAUAUAGUAAUUAAAGAAACAAAGUUAAUUUCAAAAUUUGGUGGUAAAUCCUCGUCUCCACAAAUUACAAAAUAG
This is a messenger RNA of Dictyostelium discoideum AX4, 1893 nucleotides long. It is a transcript of the gene mocs1, whose product is annotated as molybdenum cofactor synthesis 1. The coding region runs from base 1 to 1893 and encodes 630 amino acids. Gene Ontology annotation, biological process: Mo-molybdopterin cofactor biosynthetic process. Gene Ontology annotation, molecular function: GTP 3',8'-cyclase activity; catalytic activity; iron-sulfur cluster binding. The record is from RefSeq and is a predicted model, not a curated record. The transcript is spliced from 5 exons. Gene Ontology annotation, cellular component: mitochondrial matrix. Lineage: Eukaryota; Evosea; Eumycetozoa; Dictyosteliales; Dictyosteliaceae.